Molecule: messenger RNA, 549 nt
Organism: Adineta steineri
Lineage: Eukaryota; Metazoa; Rotifera; Eurotatoria; Adinetida; Adinetidae
Source: the annotation of a GenBank genome assembly
AUGACCGAUGAUUCGUCUUCAUCUCCACCUAAAAAUUUAUCUUCUUGGAAUUUCAAUGAAUUAAAUCAUGAUGAUGAAUCGAAUAGUUCAAGUGAUUUUUUUUCUGUAUUAAAAAAAAAUGUUGCUAAACAUGUUUAUUUGGAUGAACAUAUUCCUAGUAAUCCGAAUAAUGCAACUAAGAACUGUUUAAAUGAACAAUCAACAACAACAAUUCGUAUUGAUAGUAGUGAUUUAAUAUCACGUUGUAAAAAUUUUCUUCCAUUAUUAACUGAUGCAAAUCGAACAUUAUUUUCUAAAAUUGAAUCAGGUGAAAAUGUUCGGAUUGAAUUAGAUUCUGAUGAAGAUGAACAAAGACCAAUUGAAAUGAAUCUAAUGUUUUGUCCAAAUGUUGAUACAUCAUCACAAUCGGAAGAUAGUUCUGACGAUGAAAAUAAUGAUGAAAAAAUUGAAUCAACAUUAUUACAAUUACCGAAAAAGAAAACUUCAGUUAAUAUUGUUGAAAUUGAAUCAACAGAUGAUAAAAAAUAUGAAUAUAUUGUUAAAAAUUAA